Erigeron canadensis is the source of this 2269-nucleotide messenger RNA. RefSeq names its product sodium/calcium exchanger NCL2-like. The transcript has 8 exons. Bases 1 to 2049 code for a protein of 682 amino acids. The record is from RefSeq and is a predicted model, not a curated record. Lineage: Eukaryota; Viridiplantae; Streptophyta; Magnoliopsida; Asterales; Asteraceae. Gene Ontology annotation, biological process: calcium ion transmembrane transport; intracellular calcium ion homeostasis. Gene Ontology annotation, cellular component: membrane. Gene Ontology annotation, molecular function: calcium ion binding; calcium:proton antiporter activity.
AUGACUAAACUUGUUGCAAGUUUUGCAUCCAACUUUGCUUUCAUUCUCUUGCUAUUAUCUGGUAACGUAGCCAGUCGUCAUUUGUAUUACGAUGAUUCCAUGCUGGUGUCAGGUGGUGUUAUUGAUGGCGUUGCUGAAGAAUCAUUUCUACGUCUCAAAGGCGUGGAUUCAUACGAGGAGCAGUGUAGUCAUAUGUAUGGUUUUUUACCAUGUUCAAGCAAUCUUCUAGGUCAUAUCUGCCUCCUUAUGAUAUAUGAGUUCCUAUUAUAUCAUGCUGAAUCCUUCGCCGGCGGGGAUGGGCGAAUUUUUCGUGUUUUUGGCAAAAACCCUUGGGUUUCAUAUUUUUCUCAGCUUCUUGAUGCCCUUCCAGAUUCUUUAAUUCUUCUUGUAACGGGCCUAUCGACUAGCGAAGAAAAAGCUCAAGAUUAUGUUGUAACGGGUGCUGGAAUGCUAGCUGGAUCGUCAAUAUUGCUUCUCUCUUUUUUGUGGGGAGCAUGCUUCACCUGUAGCCGGAAGGAAUUAUAUGUGGAACCCAAGGCUAAUGAAAACAAUGAAGUGAUAGAGUCUAAAGUAAAUGCGACAGUGUCUUAUGUAAGAAGUAAAGUGAUACAACUAUUAACAGGUUCUGGCGUUCUUACAGAUAUGGAAACCAAAUAUCAUGCCAAAGUUUUGUUCUAUUCACUCAUACCCUUUAUAGUCGUCCUAUUGCCGAGUGUAUUUGGUUUAUCGUAUUCCAGUCCAGAAUACAAAAUUGUCCUCCUUGUGUCUCUUGUUGUUGCAGUUUUAUGCGUAUUUUUUUACUUCCGCUAUCAGUAUUAUCAUCCACGAAUAAUACAGAAUAGAAGACGGGAGUAUGCAGAAGUUGAACAAAAAAUUGAAAUGAAUAUACCGUUUUAUGAAGUAGAAGCACUUAUACUGGACAGGGAUAAAAAUUUCAUGAUUAUGGAAAGAGAAAUGGAGAAAAAGCUGAUAGGCAAUCCUGAGGAAUCUAAUGAAAAAUUUACUAAGAAGAAAUUCUAUGAUGACUUUAAAGUCUGGAUAGAAGACACGAGACAAUUGAUGGAUAAUCCGCCGUCUUCUGAUAAAUCACAGAUGGAAUACAAUCAGGUUUUGAAACUGUUGCAUGAAAAUAAGAACUAUUUUAAAGAACAAAUAUCUCGCAUGUUAAAACGAGUUAAACGAGAUGUAACACAAGAUGGAGUACUAGAGGGAGCACAAAACGGAGAACAAGACAUAGCACAAGAUAUAUAUAGUUUCUUCCAAAAUAUGGAUACCGACAAGAAUGGAUCUAUUACGACAGAUGAACUGAAAAACUUCAUCAUGAAAGUCAACGAUAAGAAGUUACUGGUGGAUGAUGGGAUAGCAGAGAUCAUGAUGAGACAUUUAGACACAGAUAGAAAUGGAAAUAUUGAUAAACUUGAAUUCAGAACCGGAAUUUCAAAAUUGCUCAAGUUACAUAACUCGAAAAAUCCAUCAAAGAGCAGUAACCAAGAAACUCACCGUUCGGCUGAAGCAAAGGCGAAGAAAAAUGAAGAAAAAGCAAAGAAAAAUGAAGAAACUGCGAAGAAAAACGAAAGGAUUCAGGCAGUCAUAUGGUUGCUUGUCGGAAUCGGUAUGCUAUGUGGCUUGGCUGAGCCGUUGGUGGAGAGUGUUAGAGAAUUAUCAGAAUCUCUAAGGAUAGGGCCUUUUUAUUUAUGGUUCAUCUUAGUUCCUUGGGCUACAAACAUUAGAACAGUGUUUGCAGCCAUUAGAGCUGCAAGACAGAAGAGACAUCAAACAAUAUCUGUGAUUUUCUCUGAGAUAUACCACAAAGUUUUCAUGAAUAACAUCGUGGGAUUUAUUGUUAUUGUCACGGUCAUAUACUUCCGUGGCCUAACAUGGCAUUUCUCGGCUGAGCUUCUAGUUGUGAUCAUCGUUUGCAUCAUAAUGGGGCUUCUUGGGAGUUUCAAAACCAAGUUCCCAAACUGGACAUUGCUCGUUGUUUUCCCUCUCUAUCCACUAUCUCUAUUGGUGGUUUACCUUGUCAACGAUGCUUUUCAGUUUCCGUGAAACUAUAGUGGAUCGUCUCAGAGUGGUGACUAUGUAGACCAUGUUAAACCAGUUUUGCAAUAUGUUAAUUACGGCUAGCCAAAAUUCAUUCUUGAUAUAUGACUUAUUUCUACUUUAAUUCCUAGUAACAAUAAUUCUUCUUAAAAAUCGUUUCAACUAUGUAUUGUCUAAUAAACCAUUGAAUGUAUUACUCCAUUUAAGACAUUUUUUAUAUAGAAAA